AUGGCGUCCGGGGAGCCGACCCCUCGGCGCGAAAGUCUCCGGGAUUCCGGGCAACCCGGCCUCCAGACAGCCCCGCGUAGAACCACGUUGGACGGUUUCGAUCGUCGCUUUGUGAAAGAGCAUCGGCCCGGCGUGCCCCCGAUCGAGUGGGGGUGUGGUGUCGUCCUGUCGAGGCAGCUGGACCAUGCGGUUUCGAAGAACACACCGGCCGCGAAGCCUCUUCCUCUCGUCCCGAUCAUCGAAUGGACAGCGUCCGAGGACGAGAUGACCGCGGGCCGGCUUCGCACUUGGCGCCUUGUCGGGCGAAAACACCGCGGGCCCGUCGUCGCCAGACCGCCUCCGCGUGACCCAAGCCCCAACGAGCUGGUGGCUGCGUCGUCGCCACGCCGGACGCCGACACCCAGCACGGUUGCAUGCUGA
This is a messenger RNA of Ustilaginoidea virens, 420 nucleotides long. RefSeq lists its product as uncharacterized. Bases 1 to 420 code for a protein of 139 amino acids. NCBI's taxonomy places the organism in Eukaryota, Fungi, Ascomycota, Sordariomycetes, Hypocreales, Clavicipitaceae. The transcript has 2 exons. The record is from RefSeq and is a predicted model, not a curated record.